Prorocentrum cordatum is the source of this 1182-nucleotide messenger RNA. The record is from the annotation of a GenBank genome assembly. Lineage: Eukaryota; Dinophyceae; Prorocentrales; Prorocentraceae.
AUGGUCGACGGCGGGGACAGGGCCGUCCUCGAUGAAGUGCACGCAGCCCCCGUGAUGAAGAAGCCCGCGCGAACCCGACGCCCAUCGGAGUUCUGCGCCGGCUGGCGGCAGCCCCAGCCCGACACCGGCGCUGCGGAGCAGCAGGAAUGCAUUUUCUCGAUGACCAUCAGUGGCACCAAGGCGCUUCGCCAGCACGGAAAAACAAUGUGCUUCUGCUGCAACGUCGAGGAGCUGCCAGACAAGAUCAAGCAGAAGAAAGGCAAAAAACACGCUACGCGUAAUCUGAAGGCUCUCUAUCAGUUCGAGGACAAGACCGCGUACAACCUCUUCAAGGUGAGGCUGAAGACGGCUGGGAUGGAUCCCAAGGGCGAAGAAGGGGCGAAUCCGAAGCGCGGCCGCAAGCCCGCCGAGAAGAAAGUGGCGGACUGGGCCGAGGCCAAGGCGAAGCGGCAGACCACCCAGGAGCCGCCCGACCGCAAGCAGAAGCGCAAGUUCCGCCAGGAGGUGCUCGAGGACCAGCGGGCACGUGCAUCUGGGGCAGAGCUGGACGCGCCCGUGGACAACGGCACUGGACUGCCGCCUGCGGAGUUCUCCGACUACUCCAAGGCCUUGGAGGCCUGGUGCCUCCGCGGCUCCUGGGGCAUGUGCCCGAAGUGCCAGGCGAUGCAGCCGCGCGAGUUCUACGAGGCGGACCUCAGGCGCGAGCGCAAGCCCGAGCUGGCGAAGUCGCAAUGCAAGCUCUGCAACGCGAAGCGCAAGCACUACGUUCCGAAACCCGAGGACGUCCCGAAGCCGCUGCAAGACCUCACGCCCGAGAUCAUCAGCGCGCUGAGCCUGUUGGACGUGGACGUCGGCGACGAGGUCCGCUCCCGCGACGCCAACGGGAAGCCGAAUGGCUAUCGGAAGAAGGUCAAGAUGAUCCGAUUCUCCUGGGGCGAGAAGUCGCCCAAGAAGAAGUUGCGCAAACUGCCGCACGCAGACAAGGAGAAGGCCAAUGCUGCGUACAAGCAUCUCAUGGAGUGCACGUGGGCACGCCCGGUUCUUCAGGUCCUGGCGGAUGCUCUCUUCUGUUUCCCCAGCGCGGAGCUUGCGCAGGAUCUCGGAUUGGAAGAACUUCGGCGGCAUGGCAGCGCGACGGCUGAUGGCGGGGCGAGGUCAGCACGCUGCGGCUCGACGUGCUAG